Messenger RNA from Suncus etruscus (white-toothed pygmy shrew), 3379 nucleotides. RefSeq names its product phosphoribosylglycinamide formyltransferase, phosphoribosylglycinamide synthetase, phosphoribosylaminoimidazole synthetase (gene GART). The record is from RefSeq and is a predicted model, not a curated record. Gene Ontology annotation, cellular component: cytosol. NCBI's taxonomy places the organism in Eukaryota, Metazoa, Chordata, Mammalia, Eulipotyphla, Soricidae. Gene Ontology annotation, biological process: 'de novo' IMP biosynthetic process; adenine biosynthetic process. Gene Ontology annotation, molecular function: ATP binding; metal ion binding; phosphoribosylglycinamide formyltransferase activity. Bases 91 to 3129 code for a protein of 1012 amino acids. The transcript is spliced from 22 exons.
CUUCCGGCGCGCCACGGGAUCGCUGCGCGUUCCGGGAAACGCGUGCUGGCCACUUUCCCUGGAGGGCCUCUGUCUUGUCGCACGAUAGAAAUGGCAGCUCGAGUCCUUGUAAUUGGCAGUGGAGGAAGGGAACAUGCACUGGCCUGGAAACUUGCACAGUCUAACCACGUCAAGCAAGUGUUGGUUGCUCCAGGAAAUGCUGGCACUGCCUGCAAUUUGAAGAUCUCCAAUAGUGCUGUCUCAGUGAGUGACCACACUGCCCUCGCUCAGUUCUGCAAAGAUGAGAAGAUAGAUCUUGUAGUCGUUGGACCAGAGGCACCACUGGCAGCUGGAAUUGUGGGGGAUCUGACUGCUGUAGGUGUGAGAUGCUUUGGCCCUACAGCCAAAGCAGCUCAAUUGGAGGCCAGCAAAAAGUUCGCCAAAGAAUUUAUGGACCGCCAUGGAAUCCCAACUGCGCGUUGGAGAGCCUUCAUUAGGUCAGAAGAUGCCUGCAACUUCAUCAUGAGUGCAGAUUUCCCUGCUUUGGUUGUGAAGGCAAGUGGUCUUGCAGCAGGGAAAGGCGUGAUUGUUGCCAAGAGCAGAGAAGAGGCCUGCAAAGCUGUGCGGGAGAUUAUGCAGGAUAAAGCUUUUGGAGCGGCUGGCGAAACUGUUGUGAUUGAAGAGCUGCUGGAAGGAGAAGAAGUAUCAUGUCUGUGCUUCACUGAUGGGAGGACCAUGGCCCCCAUGCCCCCCGCCCAGGAUCAUAAGCGGCUGCUGGAGGGGGACCAGGGCCCCAACACAGGUGGCAUGGGUGCUUACUGCCCAGCUCCUCAGGUUCCUAAGGGCUUGUUAGUAACUAUUGAACAGAAUAUUCUCCAGAAGACAGUGGACGGGAUGCGUGAGGAGGCCACACCCUAUGUGGGUGUUCUCUAUGCUGGCAUAAUGCUGACCAAGGAUGGCCCCAAAGUUCUAGAAUUUAAUUGCCGUUUUGGUGAUCCAGAGUGCCAAGUGAUCCUCCCCCUGCUGCAGAGCGAUCUUUACGAAGUGAUCCAGUCCACCUUGGAUGGCCACCUGCUCACAUCUCUGCCCGUGUGGCUGGAAAACCGUACCGCCAUCACUGUUGUCAUGGCCAGCAAAGGGUACCCCGGGGACUAUGCCAAGGGUGUGGAGAUCACAGGCUUCCAAGAGGCUCAGGCCUUGGGACUACAGGUGUUCCAAGCAGGCACUGCCCUAAAAGGGGGCAGAGUGGUAACUAACGGGGGCAGAGUCCUCACUGUCACUGCAAUCCGAGAAGAUCUCAUCUCUGCCCAACAAGAAGUCAGUAAAGGGCUGGCAGCCAUAAGGUUUGAGGGAGCUGUGUACAGGAAGGACAUCGGUUCUCAGGCCAUAGCUUUUCUCCGGCAGCCCAGGGGCAUCACUUACAAAGAUUCCGGUGUCGAUAUUACAGCUGGAAAUAAGCUAAUCGAAAACAUUCGUGAUCUUGCCAAAAAAACCUCCAGACCAGGCUGUGCUGUUGAUCUUGGAGGCUUUGCUGGUCUCUGUGAUGUGAAAGCAGCUGGUUUCAAGGAUCCUCUUCUGGUCUCUGGGACAGAUGGCGUUGGUACUAAACUGAAAGUCGCCCAGCAGUGUAAUCAGCACGAUACCAUCGGGCAAGACUUGGUCGCCAUGUGUGUGAAUGAUAUUCUGGCCCAGGGCGCCGAGCCCCUCUUCUUCCUUGAUUACUUCUCCUGUGGAAAACUUGACCUUGUCACGGCUGAAAGCGUCAUCGCGGGUAUUGCUAAGGCUUGUAAAAAAGCUGGAUGCGCUCUGCUUGGCGGGGAGACAGCAGAGAUGCCCGACAUGUACCCACCCGGAGAGUAUGACCUGGCGGGCUUCGCUGUGGGUGCCGUGGAGCGGGACAAGCAGCUACCACGCCUGGGCAGCAUAAUGGAAGGAGAUGUGGUCAUCGGGGUCGCUUCCUCGGGGCUUCACAGCAACGGCUUCAGCCUGGUGCGCAAGAUUGUGGAGAAAUCCACCCUCAGUUUCUCCUCCCCUGCACCUGCAGGUUGCGGUGCUCACACCUUAGGAGACUUGCUGCUAACUCCAACCAGAAUCUACAGCCGCACCCUCUUACCUGUCCUGCGUUCAGGACACGUCAAAGCUUUCGCCCACAUUACUGGUGGGGGACUGUUGGAAAACAUCCCCCGUGUCCUGCCUCCAGGACUUGGGGUGCACUUAGAUGCCAAGAACUGGAGGAUCCCUGGGGUCUUCUCCUGGUUGCAAAGGGAGGGACAUGUCUCCGAAGAAGAGAUGGCCAGGACCUUUAACUGUGGCAUCGGGGCUGUCCUCGUGGUCUCAGAGAAACAGCAGAAAGUGGUCCUGUGUGAACUUGAGAAGCAGCAAGAGGAAGCCUGGGUGAUUGGCAUGGUGGUCACCUCUCCAGAAGGCUCUCCUCGUGUGACUGUCAAGCACCUAAUUGAAACGAUGCAAAUGAACCACACCGUGGUGGGAAAUGGGAUCCUGGUGGAGAAUGGCACCCUGAAACCGGACAAGGCCAGAGUAGCUGUCCUUAUCUCCGGGACAGGGUCAAACCUCCAAGCUCUCAUCGACAGUACUCAGGAGUUGAGCAGCUCUGCCCGAAUCGUCGUUGUCAUCUCCAACAAAGCCGCAGUGGCUGGCUUAGAGAAAGCACAAAGAGCUGGGAUUCCCACCAGGGUAAUUAGUCACAAAUCAUACAAAACUCGGGAACUGUUUGAUGAUGCGAUUGAUCAGAUCCUUCAAGAAUUCUCUGUAGACUUAGUCUGUCUUGCUGGCUUCAUGAGGAUUUUAUCCAGCCAGUUUGUCAAGAAAUGGAAUGGGAAAAUGCUCAACAUCCACCCCUCCUUGCUCCCAUCUUUCAAGGGCUCGAAUGCCCAUGAGCAGGCCCUGGCGGCUGGCGUCACAGUCACCGGUUGUACAGUGCACUUUGUUGCGGAAGAUGUCGAUGCUGGACAGAUAAUUUUACAAGAAGCAGUGCACGUGGAGAGAGGGGACACGGUGGCAACGCUGUCAGAAAGAGUGAAGCUGGCAGAGCAUAAAAUCUUCCCCACAGCCCUCCAGCUGGUGGCCAGCCAAACAGUGCAGCUUGGGGAAAAUGGCAAGAUCUGCUGGAAAGAGGAGCAAGCCUGCUAAUUCAGAACAGGGCCAGUGGGGAGAGGAAGUGUCAGGGCUUUUUAUCGAGAACCUGGCUCCUUAGGACCAGAGCAAUAGCACAGUGGGUAGGGUAUUUGCCUUGCACGCAGUCAAUCCGGGACCAACCUGAGUUCAAACCCCAGCAUCCCAUAUGGUCCCCUGAGCCUGCCAUAAGCUAUUUCUGAGCUCAGAGACAGGAGUAACCCUUGACCACCACUGGGUGUGGUCCAAAAAAAAAAACCCCAAAAAA